Balaenoptera musculus (blue whale) is the source of this 4746-nucleotide messenger RNA. RefSeq names its product glutamyl-tRNA synthetase 2, mitochondrial (gene EARS2). NCBI's taxonomy places the organism in Eukaryota, Metazoa, Chordata, Mammalia, Artiodactyla, Balaenopteridae. Gene Ontology annotation, molecular function: zinc ion binding; glutamate-tRNA ligase activity; ATP binding. The coding region runs from base 58 to 1629 and encodes 523 amino acids. The record is from RefSeq and is a predicted model, not a curated record. The transcript is spliced from 9 exons. Gene Ontology annotation, biological process: glutamyl-tRNA aminoacylation.
GGGAGGAGUCCCCGGAAGUGAUGCACGGAGAAGCCCACGUGUGCGAUUCCACUCCACAUGGCUGUGCUCCUGAAGAGGUUGUUGCGUCGCCGGAGGCCCCCGGCGGCCUUGGGCCGCCCCCUGGGACGGCGCGAGGCCAGCCUGGACACUCAUGCCGGGGCUGCGGUGCGAGUGCGGUUCGCCCCCAGCCCCACAGGCUUCUUGCACCUGGGCGGCCUCCGCACUGCCUUGUACAACUACAUCUUUGCCAAGAAGCACGGAGGGAGCUUCAUCCUGAGGCUAGAGGACACGGAUCAGACCCGCCUUGUGCCUGGGGCAGCGGAGAAUAUAGAGGACAUGCUGGAGUGGGCAGGCAUCCCCCCUGACGAGAGCCCCCGCCGGGGAGGUCCUGCGGGGCCCUACCUGCAGUCUCAGCGACUUGCGCUCUACGCCCAGGCCACCGAAGCUCUGCUGAAGAGCGGCGCUGCGUACCCAUGUUUCUGCUCACCCCAGCGGCUGGAGCUCCUGAAGAGGGAGGCCCUAAGGAACCGCCAGACACCCCGGUAUGACAAUCGGUGCCGGAGCCUGAGCGAGGCGCAGGUGGCCCAGAAGCUGGCCAAGGACCCCAAGCCUGCCAUCCGCUUCCACCUGGAGGGGGAGGCGCCAGCCUUCCAGGACUUGGUGUAUGGCUGGAAUCGGCAUGAGGUGGCCAGUGUGGAGGGGGACCCAGUCAUCCUGAAGAGCGAUGGCUUCCCCACCUACCACCUGGCCUGCGUGGUGGACGACCACCACAUGGGCAUCAGCCACGUGCUGCGGGGCUCCGAGUGGCUGGUCUCCACCUCCAAGCAUCUGCUCCUCUACCAGGCCCUGGGCUGGCAGCCCCCGCUCUUUGCCCACCUGCCCCUGCUCCUCAACAGGGAUGGCAGCAAGCUGUCCAAGAGGCAAGGGGACAUCUUCCUGGAGCAUUUUGCUGCCGCCGGCUUCCUGCCGGAUGCCUUGCUCGAUAUCAUCACCAGCUGCGGCUCAGGGUUUGCAGAGAACCAGAUGGGCAGGACCUUGCCAGAGCUGAUCACACAGUUUGACCUGACCCGGGUCACCUGCCACUCGGCCCUGCUGGACCUGGAGAAGCUCCCAGAAUUCAACAGGCUGCACCUCCGCCGGCUGGUGAGCGAUGAGACCCAGAGACGCCAGCUGGUGGGGAAGCUACAGGCUCUCGUGGAGGAGGCUUUCGGGAGCCAGCUGCAAGACAGGCAUGUGCUGGACGCGGCCUACGUGGAGAGGAUCAUCCUGCUGAGACAGGGUCACAUUUGCCGCCUGCAGGAUUUGGUCUCCCCAGCGCACUCCUACCUGUGGACUCGCCCUGCUGUGGGUCGAGCGCAGCUGGGCGCCGUCUCGGAGAAGGUGGACGUCAUUGCCAAGCGUGUGCUGGGGCUUUUAGAAGGACCCGGUGUGAGUUUAACUCAGGACAUGCUGAACGGAGAACUGAAGAAGCUGUCAGAAGGUCUGGAAGGCACCAAACACAGUAACGUGAUGAAGCUCCUCCGAGUGGCCCUCAGUGGACAGCUGCAAGGACCUCCUGUAGCUGAGAUGAUGUUGUCCUUGGGACCAAAGGAAGUGCGGGAGCGAAUACAGAAGGUGCUUUCCAGCUAGAGAGAAGGUGUGCAGGACAGCAGAGGUGGCCACAGGAACUGUACUCCUGGGACCUGCCCUCAGAGGGGAGGAGCAGGAGGCCUGGGGCCCAUCGGAAGCCUGUGAAAGGACCCAAGAAUGGACACAGAGCCUCUGGGUGCACAGGUGCAUUUAUGGCUCCAUGCCAGGCCCAUCCUUACCAGUUGGCCAGGGUCACCCAGCCCCCUAACCUCCCUGGCGCUGGAAAGGAAGGCCUCACGCAUGGUUCUGACACCACAGCACACAGCAGAGGUUAGGAGCUGGCUCGCUGUACAGUCACAGCUCAUGUUUCAGUCUGCUCGGGCUGCCAUGAAAACAUAUCACAGAAUGGUGGCUUACACAACAGAAAAUGAUUUUCUCACAGUUCUGGAGGCCAGCAGUCCAAGAUCAAGGUGUUGGCAGGUUGCGUUUCUCCUGAGGCCUCACUCCUUGUCUUGCAGACGGCUGCCUUUUUGCUCUCUCCUCACAUGGCCUUCCCUCUGUGUGCCCUCCGUAUCUCUGUUUGUCCAAAGGCCCUCUUCUUAAGAGGACGCCAGUCAGAUUGGGUUAAGGCCCACCCUCACGGCCCAGUUUGAACUUAAUCACUUCUUUAAAGGCCCUGUCUGCAAAUUCGGUCACAUACUGAGGUACAGAGAGGUUAGGGCUUCACAUGUGAGUUUUGAGGGGAACACAACUCAGCCCAUACGUAACAGCUUGGCAGCAGCCUGGACUCCUGGGUCCCAGUUCUUGGGCCCAGUUUGACUUUGUUUUUUCGUUUUGUUUUAUUUUUUAAUAAAUUUAUUUAUUUUUGGCUGUGUUGGGUCUUGGUUGCUGCACACGGGCUUUCUCUAGUUGCAGCGAGUGGGGGCUGCUAUUCAUUGCGGUGCGCGGGCUUCUCAUUGCAGUGGCUUCUCGUUGCGGUGUGCGGGCUCUAGGCGCGCAGGCUCAGUAGUUGUAGCUCACGGGCUCUAGAGCGCAGACUCAGUAAUUGUGGCACACGGGCUUAGUUGCUCCACGGCAUAUGGGAUCUUCGCGGACCAGGGCUCGAACCUGUGUCCCCUGCAUUGGCAGGUGGAUUCUCAACCACUGCGCCACCAGGGAAGCCCCCAGUUUGAGUUUGGAGCAAUGACUGACAAGCUGGGCUGAACUGGCUUGUUAGACUUUCUUUGGGGCUUAUAAGGGAAGAAGCCACAAAUCUGCCCAGGGGGAACACUUAACGUUUUAUACUACUCUUUGUCCUUGGGCUUGGGGCAGCCUGUAUCUCCCUUCCCUAAAGGUUGUCUCUUCCUCUUUUCCAGUUCUCCAGACCUGGUCCUUGGACUGGAGACCUUUACCCUGCCUGUUUUGCAUCUUUUUCUUCAUAUUCGCCUCCUUCUUCCACCCAUUAUUUGUAAAUCACUGUCUGUGGGUUUCUGAAAUGAGAUAUUCUUCUUGGGGUGAAUAGGAAUAGCUGAAGUGAAAGGAGGAUGGUGGCCGGCUACAAAGACCCCUACACGGCUUCUGGGCUUCCCCUUUGUAGCCCCCAGUCACUGCUACCUCCUGGCAUUCACACUGAAUAGGGCUGACUUCUGUGUGGUGUGUCAUGGCUUCCAUGUUGUUCUCUUGGAUCCCUUACUCUGUGGGAAGCCAGCUUCCACACUGUGAAGACAGUCAGACAGACAAGGAUCGGAGGCCUUCUGACAACAGCUGUAUGAAUGGGCCAUCUUGGAAGUCAGUCUUCCAGCCCCAGUCAAGCCUUCAGAUGACUGCAAUGCUGGCUGACAUUUGACUGCAACGUUCUUUUUUUUUUUUUUUAAAAUUGGAGUAUAGUUGCUUUACAAUGUUGUGUUUGUUUCUGCUGUGCAGCAAAGUGAAUCAGCCACACGUAUACAUAUAUUCUCCUCUUCCUUGGAUUUCCUUCCCAUUUAGGUCACCACAGAGCAUUGAGUACAGUUCCCUGUACUAUACAGUAGGUUCUCGUUAAUUAUCUGUUUUAUACAUGGUGUAUAUGUGUCAAUCCCAAUCUCCCAAUCCAUCUCACCCCCUCUUCCCCCUUAGCAUCUAUACGUUUGUUCUCUAUGUCUCUGUCUCUGUUUCUGCUUUGCAAAUAAGUUCAUCUAUACCAUUUUUCUAGAUUCCACAUAUGUGUUAAUAUACAAUAUUUUUCUCUUUCUGACUUACUUCACUCUGUAUGAAAGUCUCUAGGAACAUCCACGUCUCUGCAAAUGGCACAAUUUAGUUCCGUUUUAUGGCUGAGUAAUAUUCCACUGUAUAUAUGUACCACAUCUUCUUUAGCCAUUCCUCUGUUGAUGGACAUUUAGGUUGCUUCCAUGUCCUGGCUAUUGUAAAUAGUGCUGACUGCAGCCUUCUUGAAAGAUCCUGAGCCAGAACCACUAAGCAAAGUUGCUCCUGAAUUUCAGACACACCGUUAUGAGAUAAUAAAUAUUUAUUGUUUAAAGCCACUUAGCUCUGAGAUAAUUUGUUACCCAGCAAGAGAUUGCUAAUACACUGUCCUUGUCCAGGGGAAUAGGGAAAGGGGAUUAAAGAAUUUGCUGAGUUUCACAGAGACCUAAUCCUUGCUUGAAAAGUACAUCAGAUAAAGUUCUUUGAUGGCAAGCAAUGGAAACCAACUCUGCCUAACUUAGGUUUAUUUAAGUUUAUGGGAGUUUAAAUUUGUGAGAAAGUCAUAGAGUCUAUGGGAAAGCCAAAGAACCAGGUCUUGGAAAAGACAGGAACCGGGGAAGCUCUGAGCAUGCAGGCAGCAGGAGCUCAUGGCCAGUCUUGUCUGUGUUCUUCAGUGGGAACACAUGAACUCAACUUUUUUGUUGUGGUUUCUCUGUAUUUUUUCCCCUUCAGUUUUGGAUGAUUCAGCUAAAGAUUCAGAUUCGAAGAAGAGAGUGUCUGGUUGGGCUAACUGAGGUCAUGUUACCAUUCCUCAGCCAGGAAUAUAUCCAAUGGAGGAAAAGUUCCCAAGGAGAAGUAGGGUGCUUUUUCCAGAAGAAGGGGCAAUGGCAGAAACAACAGGUGUUCCGCCAAAGGGGACACAGAAUAAUAAUGCUUGCAAUUUAUUGUGCGUUCACAUGAGCCUCAACCACUUCUGGGUUUCCAAUUAUGCUGGUAGGGGACUUCCCUGGUGGUGCA